AUGUCUGCCGUGUCCUUCACCUCCGUGCGCCCCAGCCUGGCUGCCCGGGUGCCAGUCUCGCCCCUGGGCCUGUCUCGCGCCUGUGCCCGUCCCAGGCCCAUGCAGCGCAUGGUCCCCCGUGCCACGCCGGACACACAGAAGGGGCCCAUCGAGGGAGCCAUCACCGAGGCUCAGGAUGCCUGCGCCACGGGGAGCACCGACGAAUGUGCUGCGGCCUGGGACACGGUCGAGGAACUGAGCGCGGCUGCAGCCCACAAGCGGGACAACGCCAAGACCGCCCAGCAGUCCGACCCCUUGGAGCAGUACUGCGAGGGCGCACCGGAUGCCGACGAGUGCCGCGUCUACGAGGAUUGA
Auxenochlorella protothecoides is the source of this 354-nucleotide messenger RNA. Its product is annotated as Calvin cycle protein CP12, chloroplastic. Lineage: Eukaryota; Viridiplantae; Chlorophyta; Trebouxiophyceae; Chlorellales; Chlorellaceae. The transcript has 3 exons. Bases 1 to 354 code for a protein of 117 amino acids. Gene Ontology annotation, biological process: negative regulation of reductive pentose-phosphate cycle. Gene Ontology annotation, cellular component: chloroplast. The record is from RefSeq and is a predicted model, not a curated record.